UUCUCUGCUGAUUGCUGGCUGGCAAGAACGACUCGCGUCUUCUCAGUUUCAAUCAUUUGCACUAUUUUUAAUGGAGAACUUUUCAAAAGUGGAAAAAAUCGGGGAAGGAACUUAUGGAGUAGUUUACAAAGCAAGAGAUCGAAUCACUGGAAAAGAAAUAGCUUUAAAGAAAAUAAAACUGGAGAAUGAGCCCGAGGGCGUGCCGUCGACGGCGCUGCGGGAGAUCUCGGUGCUGCGCGAGCUGAAGCACCCAGCCGUGGUACGACUGUUGGAUGUGCUGCUGGUCGACUCCAAAUUGUUCCUCGUCUUUGAAUGCCUGCACAUGGACCUCAAACGUCUUAUGGAUCUCACCGGUGGACCUUUAGAUUUAGAUCUAGUUAAGAGCUACCUGCGGCAGCUGGCGGAGGGCGUGGCGUAC
Molecule: messenger RNA, 418 nt
Organism: Papilio polytes (common Mormon)
Lineage: Eukaryota; Metazoa; Arthropoda; Insecta; Lepidoptera; Papilionidae
Product: cyclin-dependent kinase 2-like
Exons: 4
Biological process (GO): regulation of G2/M transition of mitotic cell cycle; protein phosphorylation; G1/S transition of mitotic cell cycle
Cellular component (GO): nucleus; cytoplasm; cyclin-dependent protein kinase holoenzyme complex
Molecular function (GO): cyclin-dependent protein serine/threonine kinase activity; ATP binding; cyclin binding
Source: RefSeq, a predicted model, not a curated record